AUCGAACCAUACAGCCCACAACAACAAGAUUAUAUAUUUCCAUUCUUUCUUUCUAUCCAAAGUAAAAGGAGAAGAAAAUAAAAAUAAAAAUAAAUGUACAACAGAUUUAGCAACAUAGUGAUAGGUGUGUUGAACCUACUCACUCUCCUAUCAUCCAUUCCCAUCAUCGGCGCCGGGCUAUGGAUGGCGAGGAGUAGCGCGACCUGUCAGAAGUUCCUCCAGGCGCCGCUCCUCGCCAUCGGCUUCGUGAUCCUCGUCAUAUCUCUCACCGGUUUUAUAGGGGCGUGGUUUCGCGUCCCGUGGGCACUGUGGUUCUACCUUGUCGCCGUGCUUCUCCUCAUAGGGGCACUUUUGGGAUUUACCAUCUUCGGGUUCGUCGUGACGAGUCCCCGCGGAGGCGCAGGUGUUCCUAAAACGUUGUACAGAGAGAGUAGUCUCGAGAACUACUCGCCCUGGUUGAGGGAUAGGGUGAGGAAUCCCCAUUCUUGGAUGGCCAUUAGGGCUUGCAUUUUAGGCUCCAAGACUUGUGCUAGUAUUACUAGUUCUUAUGAUUUUGUCCUCAAGGAUAUGUCCCCCUUGCAGUGCGGGUGCUGCAAGCCGCCAGCCUCCUGCAACUACCCGGCGGCCGCAGAAUAUACGGCGGCGGAUUGUUACAGGUGGAGCUCCGACCCGAAUGUGCUAUGCUACGGCUGCGAUUCGUGUAAAGCGGCGGUAGCCGAGGAGGUGAGCAAGGAGUGGCGGAGGAUAUCGGUGGUAAACAUCGUCGUCCUUAUUUUGCUGGUCGGCGUCUACUGCAUCGGCUGCUGCGCUUUCCGUAACGCCAGGCGGGCCGACAGCGAGUUCGAGUACGGCCAGAACCGGAUCUCCAAACUCCGGCCCAGAUGGGAUUUCCAUUGUUGGAGAUGGCUGCAUUACCGGAGACACCAACUUCACUAGCCAAUGUCGAUGUUCCUAAGUUUUCUAAUGUCUUCUUUGUUAGUUCUUAUGCAAGUUUGAAUUUCGGACAUCAUCUCUCGUGUUGAAACAAUCUAUCCAUCUAUGUAUGUUCUCUUAUUAUUUUUUUUCUUUGCACCAACGAAACAAUGUCGGCAAAUCCUUCUCUUAUUAUUUUUUUCUUUGCACCAUACUAAUUAUUUUUUAAAUAAUUAUUUAUCUAUUUUUCUUAAUAAAUAAAUUCUUUUGUU
This is a messenger RNA of Cuscuta campestris, 1184 nucleotides long. NCBI's taxonomy places the organism in Eukaryota, Viridiplantae, Streptophyta, Magnoliopsida, Solanales, Convolvulaceae. The record is from the annotation of a GenBank genome assembly.